UGCUAUAGUUCUAACAGAUAAGUGCAACUUUACACACAAUUUUGAUGUUGUUGGUAAUGUUUUAAUGUGUUUAAAAGGUGUUUGUGGUCAUUAGGAUGACCAGAGACAUACAAAAAGAUCGUUUUUUAGUUAACCGUGUUAAUUUGUAAUUUGUUUGUUUCAAACAGCCGGGAUGUGCUGACGUCAUGCCACGUGAUUAAAGUGUCUACAUUGGGAACAUUCCGACAUGUAUUAAACAAGCUGCUGAACCCUUGCAGGACUGAUCGCACUCCACGGGGCUCGACCUCCGCACUUAAUUAAAAGUGUCCCGGCAGUUGGCGGUUAGACCCGGUAAACCACGGGAGCGGCUCGUUCCAAAACCGUUAGUGCCGAACUUCGUCUGCGUCAAGAUGAAUGACGCGCACAACAACAGGACUUCCCUGGUCAAAGGCGCCAAGGACAUCGCCAAGGAGGCCAAGAAGCAAGCUGGCAAGAACCUCAGCAAGGCAGCGGACCGCGCCUCGGAUGAAUACUCGGCGCACCGCAGCUAUAAUCAGUUCCAGAACGAGGACGACUACAAUUCCUACGGCCAGCCGGGCGAUGAGCCCGACGAGGACGGGGCGUCCAGCGACGCCACGGAGGGACACGACGACGAGGAUGAGAUCUACGAGGGCGAGUACCAAGGCGUGCCCGCCUGCCAAGACGGGCCGGUCGCCCUCGGCCAGCCGGCCGGUGACGGCCCAAAGAGUCAGAAGGAGCUGGAAGGCGAGCGGCAGGCGGACGAGGAGGAGCUGGCGCAGCAGUACGAGCUCAUCAUGCAGGAGUGCGGACACGGGAGGUUCCAGUGGCAGCUCUUCUUCGUGCUGGGCCUGGCGCUCAUGUCGGACGGCGUGGAGGUGUUCGUGGUGGGAUUCGUGCUGCCCAGCGCCGAGACGGACAUGUGCGUCCCCAACUCCGGCGCCGGAUGGCUUGGAAGCACGGUGUACCUGGGGAUGAUGUUCGGGGCCUUCUUCUGGGGGGGUCUGUCGGACAGGCUGGGCCGCCGACAGUGCCUGCUGAUAUCCAUGUCGCUCAACGGCUUCUUCGCCUUCCUCUCCUCCUUCGUGCAAGGCUACAGCAUGUUCCUCUUCUGCCGCAUGCUGUCGGGAUUCGGGAUCGGCGGCGCCGUGCCCAUCGUCUUUUCGUACUUCGCCGAGGUGCUGGCUCGGGAGAAGCGAGGCGAGCACCUGAGCUGGCUCUGCAUGUUCUGGAUGAUCGGGGGAAUCUACGCCUCGGCCAUGGCGUGGGCCAUCAUCCCGCACUACGGUUGGAGUUUCAGCAUGGGCUCCGCCUACCAGUUCCACAGCUGGAGAGUGUUUGUGGUGGUGUGCGCCUUCCCCUGCGUCUCCGCCGUGGUCGCCCUCACCUUCAUGCCGGAAAGCCCUCGGUUCUUCCUACAGAUGGGCAAACACGACGAGGCGUGGAUGGUCCUUAAACAAAUCCACGACACCAACAUGCGAGCCCGCGGGGAGCCGGAGAGAGUCUUCACCGUCAACCGCAUCAAGAUCCCCAAGCAGCUGGACGAGCUGGUGGAGAUGCAGAGCGAGUCCAGCAACGCGGCCAUCAAAGUUCUCAUCAAAGUCAAGACGGAACUCCGGGGGAUCUGGUCCACGUUCAUGAGAUGCUUCGACUACCCUGUGAAGGACAACACCAAGAAACUGGCGGUGGUUUGGUUGACGCUCUCCUUCGGGUACUACGGACUGUCGGUGUGGUUCCCCGACGUGAUCAAGCACCUCCAGGCCGACGAGUACGCCUCCAGGGUGAAGAUUCACAACAACGAGCGCAUCGAGGACUUCACCUUCAACUUCACCCUGGAGAACCAGAUCCACAGAAACGGGGUGUUCCUCAACGACAGGUUCAUCAGUAUGAAGUUCAAGGCCGUGUCCUUCAUCAACUCCUCCUUCAUGAAUUGCUAUUUUGAGGACGUCUCCUCGGUGGGGUCCUCCUUCAAGAACUGCACCUUUGUCGACUCCUUCUUUUACAACACAGAUAUCGACGAUGCCAAGCUGACAAAUUCCAGGGUCAUCAGCAGCUCCUUCCACCACAACAAGACGGGCUGUCAGAUGACCUUCGAUGACGACUACAGCGCCUACUGGGUCUACUUUGUCAACUUCCUGGGAACGCUGGCUGUGCUGCCCGGAAACAUCGUCUCGGCCCUCCUCAUGGACAAAAUAGGGCGUCUCAGCAUGUUAGGAGGCUCAAUGGUGCUGUCGGGCAUCAGCUGCUUCUUCCUUUGGUUCGGCACCAGCGAGUCCAUGAUGAUCUUCAUGCUGUGUCUCUACAACGGCCUCAGCAUUUCCGCCUGGAACUCCUUGGACGUUGUCACCACAGAGCUCUAUCCCACGGACAGGAGGUGAGUCCGGGACCAGUUGGGCCUAUUUCCGCGUCACGUGCACAUUAUCACGGGGUCCCGAUCUGAUACCGAUAUCAGUCCGAU
Messenger RNA from Nerophis ophidion (straightnose pipefish), 2455 nucleotides. Its product is annotated as synaptic vesicle glycoprotein 2C-like. Gene Ontology annotation, biological process: transmembrane transport; chemical synaptic transmission. Bases 390 to 2375 code for a protein of 661 amino acids. NCBI's taxonomy places the organism in Eukaryota, Metazoa, Chordata, Actinopteri, Syngnathiformes, Syngnathidae. The transcript is spliced from 12 exons. Gene Ontology annotation, cellular component: membrane. The record is from RefSeq and is a predicted model, not a curated record. Gene Ontology annotation, molecular function: transmembrane transporter activity.